Messenger RNA from Brettanomyces bruxellensis, 1869 nucleotides. RefSeq lists its product as uncharacterized. Gene Ontology annotation, cellular component: nucleus. The coding region runs from base 1 to 1869 and encodes 622 amino acids. The transcript has a single exon. Gene Ontology annotation, molecular function: DNA binding; metal ion binding; 5'-3' DNA exonuclease activity. Lineage: Eukaryota; Fungi; Ascomycota; Pichiomycetes; Pichiales; Pichiaceae. The record is from RefSeq and is a predicted model, not a curated record. Gene Ontology annotation, biological process: mismatch repair; DNA recombination; DNA double-strand break processing.
AUGGGUGUUUCAGGUCUACUUCCUGCACUCAAGUCUAUUCAGACACCUAUUUCGCUAGAAAAAUACAAAGGGAAGCGUCUUGCCAUAGACACGUACGCGUGGCUUCACAAGGGUAUCUUUUCCUGCUCUCUACAGCUUGUUCUGGGCCACCCUACAAGGGCAUACAUCGACUAUGUUCUUCGAAAAGUGAGAAUGCUUAGACAUUUCCAAAUUGAGCCCUAUCUUGUUUUUGACGGAGACCACCUCCCAUCCAAGGCAGGAACCGAGGAGGAGAGACGCAGGAGGCGCCAAACUUACAAGCAGAGGGCAAUUGAUGCCCUGGAAAGGCACGAUCGGAGAGAGGCGAUGGGAUUUUGCCAAAAAGCGUGCGAUAUCACACCAGAAAUGGCCAAGAGCUUGAUAGAGGAGCUCAAAAGAUGCAAGAUAAAGUACGUUGUUGCACCAUACGAGGCGGAUUCACAGAUGGUUUACUUGGAGAAAAGUGGGUUGGUCGAUGGAAUCAUAAGUGAAGAUUCCGAUCUUCUUGUUUUUGGCUGCCAAACUUUGCUCACAAAGAUGGACGAUUACGGAAGCUGCAUGGAGAUCCUUCGCGCCAACUUUAACAAAUGCAGAAACAACGCCAUCUCGAGGCUGAAUCAGUACGAGAUCCAGCUCACUGCAAUAAUUAGCGGCUGUGAUUACACAAAGGGAAUUCCGGGACUUGGUGUUUUAAAAGCUGCCACUCUCGUGAGCAGGUUUCGCAGCUUCAAGCGCGUUAUUAUGGCACUUCGCUUUGAUGGCAAGGUUGAUGUUCCGUCGACUUUUGAGGCCGACUACAAACGGGCUUCCAUUGCAUUCAGAUACCCAAUCGUGUUCGAUCCAGUGAAAAAGCUGCCUGUUCAUUUGAAUCCCGUCCCGGAUGAUGUCAAGGAACCCAAGUCGUACAUUUUAUCAUGCACAGGGAACAUUCUAGACGUCGAAUUACACCAAAGAAUUGCAUCUGGAGACCUGAAUCCAUUUACAAAAGAGUUAUUGGUUCCCAGAGAGCGUAGUUUGAGGCCUGCAUGCGAUACAAUGAAGAAAUCUGCCAGUUUCACCGGUCGUCAGGCAAGUACUCUGGACAGAUUUUGUGCACACAGGUGUAAAUCUAUGCCGGCUGUGCCAGAAAAGAAGCUCGAGGCUGAUAUCGACCGAUUAUACUCUCCGAGAACAAAGAGAGACAAAGCUCUGCUUACCAUAGACAACUUCUUUAAACGGAUGAAGGAUUCCGGAAGCCAAUCAAGCCCAAUAAAGCACCAAAAGCUGGAAACGACUUUUAAAAGAAAGCUGCAGGACGAGGAAGAAUCAUCGCCACUUGCCAAAAGAGCACGCAUCAUCAAUGCUGGAAGCAGUAAGAACUCGUGUUCAGGGAUGGUGAGCAAGUUUUUUGCCAAGAAAGAAGUGGAACAAGCAAAAGUGGAAAAAGUAGCAGAAGAAAGUGAAGAUGAGCAAAUAGAGGACGAAAGCUUUUUGAAUGCGAAUUCAAGCGAGUUCAUCGUCUCGGAUCUAGAAGAUGAUGACAUUAACGAAGAUGCAGCCAAGAAAAAUGCCAUCAAACCAGAAGUGGCUACUGCAAAUACAAAAUUUCCACCGAACACAAAUCUGGUAAAGGGGCCUGCUAAUAAGGAGAACAGAUCAAAUAACCCACCAAAAACAGGAAAGGUGUCAAAGCUGAUCCAAAGCUUUAGCUAUAGCACCAUGUCAAAUAAACCGUUUCGCAAACCGUUACAAGAUAUAACUAACGUACAGAAAAGCAAGCCGAAUAAAGCAUACAAGCUGGAUUUAAAGGAAAGGGAACCCAAGACAGGAAUCCGCAGUUUAAGGUCGUUUAGAUUUAUAGGAUCGGCAUAA